AUGAACGACAAAUCAGGUACAGAAAACGACAAAUCCGGAACAGAAAACGACAAAUCAGGUACAGAAAACGACAAAUCAGGUACAGAAAACGACAAAUCAGGUACAGAAAACGACAAAUCAGGUACAUUAAACUACAAAUCGGGUACAGAAAACGACAAAUCAGGUACAGAAAACUACAAAUCAGGUACAGAUAACGACAAAUCAGGUACAGAAAACUACAAAUCAGGUACAGAUAACGACAAAUCAGGUACAGAAAACGACAAAUCAGGUACAGAAAACGACAAAUCAGGUACAGAAAACGACAAAUCAGGUACAUUAAACUACAAAUCGGGUACAGAAAACGACAAAUCGGGUACAGAAAACUACAAAUCGGGUACAGAAAACGACAAAUCGGGUACAGAAAACUACAAAUCAGGUACAGAUAACGACAAAUCAGGUACAGAAAACGACAAAUCAGGUACAGAAAACGACAAAUCAGGUACAGAAAACGACAAAUCAGGUACAUAA
This is a messenger RNA of Procambarus clarkii (red swamp crayfish), 507 nucleotides long. Lineage: Eukaryota; Metazoa; Arthropoda; Malacostraca; Decapoda; Cambaridae. The record is from RefSeq and is a predicted model, not a curated record.